GAGCCGUGGCCAGGGCUCCGCGCCAAACCCGAGCCGUGACUGGAGACGCUCACAUCUUUUGCAAAGGCGACCUCAUCCUUCCGGUAGAGCCAUGGCAGGCGCUGUGCCGCUGAGCUACAUCCCCGGCCCUAGAGAAACUCUUUAUAUACUAGGAAUGUUAAUCAUUUGUCAGGUUGUGUCUGCCCCACGCUGUACCCACAGCUGUACCCACGCUGUGACUUUGCUUGUGAGUCACGCCCAACAAAGGGCCUGGAUGGCCACCCACUCGGGACCCCUCCGGAAGCCCAGGAGCCGCUUUUCUCUCCCUGUUCCAGUGAAACUCCCCCGACUUCCUCCUUUGCCCGGUGACUUCACCCCUGGAUGUUGUCAUCUCACAGCUCGGGUGGAUUUCUCCCGUGUCGGUGGGCGUUGUUGGCCACGCCGAGCGGCUGAGGGCUCGGUGCCUGCGUGGCCACCACCUGCGGCUCCACCAAGCCCGGAAACUGCAGACCUGUAUUUGGGGCUUAGGAACUGCAAGUGGGGAAACAGACUCAGCUUCCAGUCCGUGCCUUGCAGAAGGUGGUGUGCGUGUGCAUAUGAGUGUGAAUACAUGUGUGCGUGUGUGUGCGUCCACCGAGCAGGCAGUGCCGCUCUCACGAGGCCAGAGCGUCCUCGGGGACGCUUCUCUGGAGCUGAGGUCAGGGACUGUGUGACGUGGAGGAUAAAGAACCCACACACUUCGGAAGACCAUGCGCAGAACCAAAGCCUGUAACCCUCGAGCCAAACCCAGAGCUUCGGGACAGCCAGACGCCUGCGGGGGUCGCGUCCCAGGAGCCGCUGGAACCCCGAGCCUCCCUGGGGCCGCCUGACUCCAUCUCGAAAGCAUCAGUGCUGCCUCCACGGCAGUUUCCCUUCUGUUUCCGCACACGCUCAGCCCUCCCUUCAACGUGGAACACAGAAGAGAGCAAAACCCGAGGGCCUCCUGCACAGAAGCUGAAAUGGAGGUCUUCAGCGGAGGGCAGAGGAGCCCCGCGGGUCCCUUCGCGGGCUGGUUUCCUACGGAGCGACGGAUGGGGAAGAGCAAACGGAGAGGGCCCCGAGGCCUGGAGGGGAGCCGGGUGGCACCCAGGAUGCGACCGCCCUGGGACAGCAUGGCCCGCGGGGGCAGGGUACUGCUCUCUCUCAUCGAGGGUGGGGCUCGUCUAAUCCCAGGGGCUUUCCUGUAGCAGGAAACAUGUAACACGCCCUUGGGUUACACGAAA
Molecule: messenger RNA, 1241 nt
Organism: Chinchilla lanigera (long-tailed chinchilla)
Lineage: Eukaryota; Metazoa; Chordata; Mammalia; Rodentia; Chinchillidae
Exons: 4
Coding region: 92-751 (219 amino acids)
Source: RefSeq, a predicted model, not a curated record